Molecule: messenger RNA, 5175 nt
Organism: Cladocopium goreaui
Lineage: Eukaryota; Dinophyceae; Suessiales; Symbiodiniaceae
Source: the annotation of a GenBank genome assembly
AUGGAGGAUCGUGAUGCACCCAUUGAUGAGGUUGACACUGGGUCGCAGGUGGGUGCGUCCUCUUCGUCCUCCCACACCAUGCGAGCUGUCUAUUUGCAUCAUUUGGAAGAUCCAGUCGUUUUUGGCCGCAUUGACUGGACUGAUUAUGAUUGCAUGAUGGCAGAUGCUGCAAGACUCAUGAAUGUGGAGGUUGACGACAUUGUUGCACUUUAUGAGAUCAAUGUCCAGCUUCCUGACCUUCCUGACGAUGUCACCCCUUUGAUCGUCCAUUUGGAAGCGGACAUGGAACCAGGAGAACCUAGCCGUCUUUGCUUGGUUGACUAUGAGAUGCACGGAAAUACACUGGAGGCCCACUAUCAAACAGCCCCGGUUGUUGAUCGAAGAGUGAUGGUCACCCCAAUUCAUGCCUCAAUGCAAGCCAUCUUUGUACGUGCUGGAGUUGAUGUAUAUUGUCAUCUUGAAGAUGAUCGUUGUCUUAUUUUCCACAAUCACCAACCUGUUCUCUCACAGCAUAAUCCUUUACUGCGGCCUACACAUGGUGAUUACCUCAAGCUUGCGGUUCCUCCAUCACUGUAUUGUGACGAGCCCACACAGCCUCUUCUGGCUCGGCGACAACAGCAUAACGAGCUCACCUUUGGAGACUCCCCUAGCUGGUCCGAAAGUUCUGGAUACUCACCCAGCUUGAUUGAUCCUUCAGAACUUCGUGCCCAACUUGGAAUGCAAGAUCCUGCAGAUAUUGCACUUCUGCAGAUUUCGGUUGACUUGAAUACGGUUGAGACCUUGGGUGCUAUCUGCCGGCAACCAUUGUGCCUCCCACCUCAGUUGGAGGAUAUUCAGUCAUCUGAUCGCACAUGUCCGGUACCACACUCCAAGCUUAGCUUUACGGAGGAGUUCCUCAGAGCCGUCAAUGCAAUGAGCACCGCCGCAGAAAAUUUGCCAGAAUUCCAAGAAGAUGCUUUUGAUCUGGAAGCUUUAGCUCCUUGGACAAGAGAGUUGUAUGAGCACUGGAAUCGACUGGCCACCGUUGGACCUGGAGCGGUAGAGAGACUCGGUCGUCUAGAAACCUGGUUUACAGAUCAUCUCAGCUACCAGAGGUGUCACCACACUCGCAUCGCCAUCCUCGGCCCGGACGCUCAACGCUGGGAGGAGCAGAUCAUGCACCUAUGGCGGCAGCAUAUUCUCCUGGGUGCACCGAUCGAGUUUCACAUCGUGCACCCCUUGCCGGAAGACGCAUCCGGCCAGAUCAUUGGCCAACUCAUUGUGGUGCAACGCCCACAACGGUUCCAACGCUCUAUUGUGCUGUCCAUUUAUGAUAGCGAGUACGACCGCGGCCUUGCACAUUCAUUGGCGAUGGUGAUGAGCGAUCGCAUCGACCUCCUGUCGGUGAUGAUCAUGGCGGAACUGACUGAGGAGUGUCCCCCGGAGGCGCCCCGCAAUGACUGUUCUCUCUGGUUCGGGGCUCGGCAGUUUGCUCCCAAUGAACGUGCCUAUGCACGACAUGGUCACGCAUUUCGGCUUGUGCUGAAUCGUGCUCGAGGGCCACCACCUCCAAGGCCUGUGGUCACCAAUCUGGCACAAAGUCAGGCGCAACUGUCUCAAAAUUCGGCUCUUCCGCCAUUCUUGGGAGCAGAGGAUACAGCACCUACCUGGCUGGUGGCAAUGUCACGAGCCUUUCCUGACGGCGCUGCAGUGGAACGAGAAGAUGAAGGGCCAGUUGCAUAUCUCACCACUUGGUUCCUUCAUUUUGCCCUUCGGCCUAGCUGUGUACAGAACAGAGUUGUGCGUCUUAGAGACCAACCUUGGAUGUGGCAUCGAACAUUGAUUGAACGAUGGGGAGAUCACUUUGAUAGUACACUUCCCGUUCAAUUCUUUUGGGUUGCACCUAUGCCUCCUUCCUCAUUGACGCAGCACACCCUUGGCCAUAUGCUGAUUGUGCAGGGACUUCCAGAGGACCAAGUUGCCGCGUUGCUCACCACACGUGUGCGUGAUGACGAAGGCCAAGCCUUGCACCAUGUUGCUACAUUCUUGCCCACCUACGUCUCGGCAGAAAUGGUCGUUGACAUUUUGGCGCUUCCAGGGCCUCUGCGGCGUUUUCCUCGCAGAGUAGGAUUUGGACAAGAGUACUUUGCUCCAUAUGCCACACAGCAGAUCCACUCUGGAAGCUCACUUGUCUUGGAUGUUUUAGGCAGCCAACGGUUUGUUCAACCUACUACAUCUUCAACUGACGAGGCACUCAACUUGAUUCAGACCAUGGUUCGCCGCAUCCCGGCAACUCAUUCGGAAGCAGCUCCUCCCAUUGAAGUGGCUACAGCUGAGCCUGCAGUACCUCUGACCGAACCUGCCGAGGCUUUUCAGCCAAGGGUUACGUUGAACCUGACUGCUUGCUUGGCCGACAACUUCGUGUACAAAGAAGAGCAGUAUUCAUUUCCUGAAGUGGCUUACAUGCAAGUCCCAAAUUGGCCUGCCUUUUUUGCCAGAGUUUUGCCCUCUCCGACCUUCAUACCAGAGGGCCUCAAGUUGCACCCCACUACUUACUCUGCUCUUGCGUCCCCAGAAGAAUUUCAAGAAGUUUCUCUGUGUGACUGCAUAGCUUUGUAUGUUGACGGCGCGGCUGAUGGCAUGCAGGCCGCUUGGAGUAUUGUAUUCGUCCAUUUUGACUCAGAUGGCUUGCCGUCCCUUCAAGGGUGCGUUGCAGAUCAAGUUGUGAUUGACACCACGCAUGACAAGUGGCUUGGCGCCAACCGCCCUGACAACAUUGCAGCAGAGGUGACUGCAGCUUGUGCCGCCAUGGCCGCGUGCUUAGGGAUGGACCAACACCUCCACAUUGUCAUUCGUCCAGAUUUGAAGCUCAGUGCCCAAUUGGCCACCCAUCAAUGGGGCUGCACAGCACAUCCCCUUCUUUGCCAGUUGUGCGAAACGCUUGGAAGUUGGUUUAAAAAAUGCCGUGGCACUUUUCUUGAAGUCAGAGGGCAUUGCGGAGACCCUUGGAAUGAGUUGGCAGAUGGUGUUGCGAAGCAUUGUAUGGAAGUUGGACAAGCAAUUGGAUUUUUGGACUUGACAGGGUAUUCAGAUUUGAUCAAGACUCCAGAUCUGAACUGGGCUUGGCUUCUCGAUGCGCCUACUACCUUGCAUCAAUGUCUUCCACCCGGUUCUCACCAUGGAGUGUGGCAAGUUCAACCGAGCACCUUGCGUGUGCCCAUACAUGAAUCGUAUCAUCCAGAUGAGCAAUGGAAACAAAUGGAUUUUCUUUGUAUGACUGCCAAUGUCCUUGCUCUCGGCUCUGUUGAUGCUGACAUGCCUACGUCCUCCAGCUCUGAGCGCGCACUUCGAUUGGCCCAUCAAUGGCAUCAAGAUGGCAUUCACGUGGCAGGACUUCAGGAGACCCGCCGAGAAGUAGGCACGUACACUGCUGGCAAUUACAAGUGCUUUGCUUCAGGAGCUCAACGUUGCAGUCGUGCGCAGCACUUUGGUUGUGAAUUGUGGAUCCAUCAACAUUUGGUCCUCGUUCCUGAUCUCAAGCUGAAACUUGCUGACUUCCAAGCGGUUGUUACCCAUGCAGAUCCCAGUUGGAUGGGGGAUUCUACUUCCGUCGAUGAUUUUACCAUCAGCAAUGACCUUCCCGUUUCUUCUUGGGCGGAAGUGGCCUACGUUGACGACCUUGCCAUUUUGCUUGCUGCUCCAGACAAUGACCAUUUGAUCACUUUAGCCGAGUGCUCCCUCUCUGCUAUUCACUGCGCUGCCAGCAAGAGAGGCCUUGAUCUUACGUAUGGAGCGGGUAAAACUGAGCUUCUGAUGGCAUGGCGGGGUGCCCGCACCAGGCAUUUCAAAGAAAAGGUUGCAGCUAGUGGCGGCAAGUGGACCGUGCACGAUGCCCGCACCAGGCAUUUCAAAGAAAAGGUUGCAGCUAGUGGCGGCAAGUGGACCGUGCACGAUGAGGCUACCGUGCGCAAUGAAGCAGGAUCAUGGAUGCGCCUCCUGCAUGAAUCCUUUGCUUGGUUGGCGCGAUUUAGCCAUCGCCAUUUUGGCCUCACCUCAGAUUCUACAUGGAUCGACUGGGUCACAGUCGCUCAACUUGACACCCGAUGGAAGGGCCAUCUUCGCCGAGCUGAACGAGCCUGCAAAGCUUAUCAUCACGCCAAUGCGCACACCGCGAUCUGGCAGAUGUGGAUCCAGCACUCCUUUCGGCACUUUGGGGUUGAGCCUUUUGCCGCCGAGCCUGAGGCUCUCAAUGCGAGUGACCGUCAACUUGCGCGAGAGAUGCGGCAGCUUGGCUGGUUGCCGACCAAAGCAUGCGUACCUGCCACCCGCGCCUUUGGGCCCCAUCUCCCUCCUGCGCAAUCACCGGCAGCAGCCUUGAUGAUGCAGAAGUGGAAGCAACGCAAAGAGGUUUCUGGCAGCCUCCGCUUUGAAGGCUUAGCAGGCAUUUGCACGCAGAUUGACACCCAGGAGAUUGCUGCGAUCUUACAACGUCGAACAGCAGCAGUGGAAACGGAGCUGGCUGCCCUCAAUCGGUUGGAUUUUGUCUCAAAGGACGUUGUACAGCCUGACGUCUACUUUGAGCUGAGCGAGGUCGUGGUGCUUAUUGCUGGAGGUGUUGGCCCAGAAGGUGAACAUCUAGACUCCACAGAGUUCUUCGACUUUGAAGACCGGAAAGAAACCAUGCAGCAGGGCCCAUGCCUCUCCUGGGGAUGUGAUGGUCCGGUAGCCCAGAUUACCCAGAUUGUCCUUCUGGCUUCAGCUACUGCGCAGCCGGCCGUGCGGUGGUGGAGUUCUGACACCGUUUCGAUCGUUUCACAGCGCUGGCGAAACGCUGGCCGCAGCCCAAAGGCAGGCUGCACCACAGCAACCGAACAGAAAAUGAUCGGGUUGAGGAGCCUCAUUUUGAGACAAGCAAAGCCUGGGAGCAUUCCAUGGUACAAGAAGUUCAACUGGUACAGUUUCGCGCUUUAUCGCUAUAAGGUCUAUGACGUCAUUUGGAGAAUCUCAGCCACAGCGACUAUAGGUGCUUGUAUCUACCUCAGUGUGGUGGUGGUUCAAACCUGGAAUGCCUCCGUCCAUCGCACCUGGCAGCACUACGCGCGAAAGGAAAGAGAGCGCGCGGAGCUGAUGGAUUUCAUUCGCCAGGCCCGCGAAAAGGGCACGCUACCUCCCAGCAAGGUCACAGGCUUCGAGUGA